Molecule: messenger RNA, 1464 nt
Organism: Medicago truncatula (barrel medic)
Lineage: Eukaryota; Viridiplantae; Streptophyta; Magnoliopsida; Fabales; Fabaceae
Product: homeobox-leucine zipper protein HOX11
Exons: 4
Coding region: 287-1177 (296 amino acids)
Biological process (GO): regulation of DNA-templated transcription
Molecular function (GO): sequence-specific DNA binding; DNA-binding transcription factor activity, RNA polymerase II-specific
Source: RefSeq, a predicted model, not a curated record
UUUAGGAGGUGGUGGAUGGGGAAAAAGGUGUGAGAACUGAGAGAAUGGUUGUAAUAAUUAUUAUAUACUCAUACUAGUAUUUAAUUCAUUCACGUGCCUUUGUCAACCUGUGUUUGUCGGUCAAUCUUUACUCCUCCCAAAUCCUUUCAAACAUCACAAAUAAAAUCCCAUUAUUCCCCUUCUUCUUUUUCUUGUGUAAAGAGUUUCAUAACUUCAUUUCUAUUUGCACUCUCAUUCUUUUUCUACCAACAACUUCAUACUAUCACAAACAACAUUGUGCUCUAAAAUGGAACUUGCUUUGAGCUUAGGUGACACACCAAAAUUACCUCUCUCUUUUCUUGACAAACCCAACAAAGAUCCAUUACCAAGUUUCUUCUCAACACAACAAGGAAAAACCUCAGAAGAAGAAAAAAGAGGUUCUUCAGAUCCACCUAUUCAACUAGACCUUCUUCCUUUCACUCCUGUUCUUAGAUCUCCUCACCCUUCUUCUCACCUUCCCAUUCCUUGGCUCACCCAACCAUGUGGACCGGUGAGGGAGCUAGACGUGAACCGUUUCCCGGCGGCGACGACGGAAGACGUCGACGACGGCACCUCAUUGUCAUCCCCCAGCAGUUCUGUGUCACCAUUUGCAAUGGAUUUCAGUAUGAGGAAUAAUAACAAUGCUGAAUAUGGAGGAAGAAAUAAGAGAGAAAAUGAAGGUGAAGCUGAAAGAGGAAGUGAUGAUGAUGAAAAUGGGUCAACUAGGAAGAAACUAAGACUCUCUAAAGAUCAAUCUGCUUUUCUUGAAGAAAGUUUCAAAGAACACACCACUCUUAAUCCUAAGCAAAAACUUGCACUUGCAAAACAGUUGAAUCUUAGUCCUCGUCAAGUUGAAGUUUGGUUUCAAAAUAGAAGAGCAAGGACAAAGUUAAAGCAAACAGAAGUGGAUUGUGAGUAUUUGAAGAGAUGUUGUGAGACAUUAACAGAAGAGAAUAGAAGAUUACAAAAGGAACUUCAAGAGCUUAGAGCUUUGAAAACUACUCAACCAUUCUACAUGCAACUUCCAGCUACCACUCUCACUAUGUGUCCUUCUUGUGAACGUGUAGCUACAAACCCUUGCAACAACCAAACAAACACCAACAAGUCAAGAUUCUCUAAUGCUCAAGCCCAAGCCCAAGCCCAUCAGAUUUCUUCAUGACCUUAUAAUCUUAUAUGAUCACAUGGAAAAUUUUCUUUUUUAUUUGGUUUUCAGAUAAUAUAUAUGAUAGAUAAUAUCAUAGAGGGUGUGACAAAGUGUUAAUUAGUUUCACUGACUUAUUUUCCGUGUGUAUAUAAUUUUGAUUUUGACUUAGACUUGUUAAUUUUUAUUUUUUUUUCAUUUCAUUCUAAUCAUUUUGAGUUACUUUCUGGGUUGGAAGAAUGAUCUUUUUUUGUGCAUCAUUUUGGUGGUAGAGUGAAAUGAAACAUUUGGUUUGUUUUAUUUUA